Messenger RNA from Capsicum annuum, 8820 nucleotides. RefSeq lists its product as uncharacterized. The transcript has 15 exons. NCBI's taxonomy places the organism in Eukaryota, Viridiplantae, Streptophyta, Magnoliopsida, Solanales, Solanaceae. The record is from RefSeq and is a predicted model, not a curated record. The coding region runs from base 268 to 8562 and encodes 2764 amino acids. Gene Ontology annotation, molecular function: helicase activity; ATP binding; protein binding.
UUCAAGCCCCCCUUCUAAAUAAAGAAUAUAUGCUUUAACAAUGGAUUCGCUACAUAAUAUUAAAGCAUAUAUUCUUCUGCAAUUAGUUAAAAAUGACAGUUUUCAUUGUUAAAAAACAAUGGAUUUGAACAGAUACGAUACAGUAACAAGCGGUUAAUGGGGUUUCGGUUCUUAAGAAGCUGUUGAAAAUGCAGUUAUUGACAGUGUCAAAAGAUACAAAGGGCAAUAUGUUUGUUUCUUGUACCCUUCAUAUUUUGGUUUUAGCAAAUGUUGAAUAUCAAAUUUGGUGAUUUUUUUGUAAGUAUGGGAGGAUGUUCUUCUGUGGAGAAGAAGAAAUUUGCAUGGCCUAAAGAUGAUUUAAUAGAUUUGAUCUUAUCAUGGUCUAUUAAAGAUAUUAUUGAUGAGAACUUUUAUCAAAAACAGGUAGAGAAGAUCCCACAAUCAUUUGAAACGGUGGAUCAUUACUUGAGUUCUUUCGACUUCCCCUUACUGGAAGAAGCGCGAGCAGACAUUGCUGCUUCGCUGAAUGACAUAGACAAAUCACCGUUUGCUGAAUUGAUCGUGUUUGAUGAAGUAAAGGCAGAUAGAUCGUUGGUGUUUGAUGUUAAGGUCGACUACUGGAGGAACAGAUGUAGUAGUGAUGGUCGGGUUCCUUAUAGUACAUCUCCCGGAGAUCUUGUUGUUAUCUCAAAUGCGAAACCUGAAGCUGCCAGUGACCUGCAGCGAUUUGGAUAUUGGACGUUUGCAUAUGUUACUGAUGUCAAUGAGAAUAGGAAUGAGAAUGAGGACGAUGAUAGUUUUAGAGUUCGAGUUCCUCCAAGUGGAAUUGUUAAGGGAAUGCGACGAUCGUUGCAUAUAGUGUUUUUGGUAAAUGUGAUGCCGAUCAGCAGAGUAUGGAGUGUGUUGCGUAUGAGAAAGAAUUUGAAUCUACUCAAGAAAGUCUUGUGCCCUGCGCACGAGAAACGGAUCGAACUGAAAUGUGAUGUUUGUUCCGCAUCCACUAAUGAUGGACCGGUUGGAGAAGCUGCAUGUAAUCUGUUAUCCAAGUUGAAUGAUUCCCAAGCUAACGCGAUCUUUAGAUGCCAUGCCGCCGUGAAAUGUCACCACAAGGCAUCCGUUGAACUUAUUUGUGGUCCACCUGGUACUGGAAAGACUAGGACACUUAGUGUAAUGCUCGUUACGCUGCUCCGAAUGAAGAGUAGAACUGUUACUUGUGCCCCAACUGAUGCAGUAACAGCCCGAGUUGCUUCCCAGUUGCUUAAACUGAUCCGAGAGUCAUCAACGAGUAAAUUUGAUGGUUUUUGUCCUUUGGGUGAUAUUCUCUUGGUUAUAAAUAAGAACUCUGUGGAUGGUGAAGAUGUCGCGGAGAUUUCCCUCGAUUAUCGUGUCGACAUGCUGCGAGAUUGCUUUGCACCAGCGACUGGUUGGAAUUGCUGUAUAAGUUCUAUGAUUAGUCUUCUGGAGGAACUCAGUGAGCUAGAGGAAGCUCCAAUGAUAAAGGUGAAAAUCAACUCAUUGGUAGAUUAUGCGAAAUGUCGAGUUUGUUCAACAGUUUCUUCUCUGCGGAGAUGCAUGCUUACAAUGUGUACACAUGUACCUAUACUUUUUCUUCGAGAUGAAAACGUUGAAAGAAUGGUGCGAGCUCUCUCCCUGCUCGAUUCUCUCGAGGGGAUGCUAUCUCAUAAGAAGUUUGGUUCUAAAGAACUCGAGGAGCUCUUUUCUUUAAGUAGCCAGUGCGGUGUUCUGUUGAAAGAUAUUCAGCGAUCUCUCGGGACACUGAAUUUUCCGAGCAGUAAGGGCCAGAUAAUGGAGUUCUGUAUCCAAAUGGCUUCUUCAUUUUUCUGCACUGCUUCGAAUUCUUAUAAGCUACAUUCGGUGAAUGUGAAGCCAUUUGACUUAUUGGUUGUCGAUGAUGCCUCCCAAAUGAAGGAGUGCGAAGCAGUUAUACCCCUUCAACUUCGAGGUUUGAGGCAUGUUGUUCUUGCUGGAGAUGCGUUCCAACUGCCAGCGAUAGUGAAGAGUAGAAUUUCUCGUGAAGCUGGAUUCGGAAGGAGCUUGUUUGAAAGACUCGGUUCGUUAGGUCAUGCUAAGCAUCUGCUUAACAUACAGUACAGGAUGCAUCCUUCAAUAAGCCAGUUCCUGAAUUCAAUUUUUUAUCGUAAGCAAAUCCUUGAUGCACCUGAUGUAAAGCGUAAAGCCUAUGAGAAAACAUAUCUUUCAGGACCGUGUUUUGGCCCAUAUGCUUUUAUAAAUGUACCAUGGAGAGAGGAAGAACUGGAUAAUCUUGGACAUAGACGAAAUUUGGUUGAGGUUGCGUUGGUAAUGCAAAUAGUGCAGAGCUUGUUCAAAGCUUGGAAUACCUCUGAGAAGAAACUCAGCGUUGGUGUUAUAUCACCGUAUGCUGCUCAAAUUUUCGCCAUACAAGAUAGAAUUGGGCAGCGGUAUAAUAACCACCCUUAUUUCGAUGUUAAUGUGAGGACAAUUGAUGGAUUUCAGGGAGGGGAAGAAGAUAUUGUAAUAAUAUCUACAGUGAGAUCUAAUCGUGCUGGAUCCAUAGGCUUCUUGUCUAAUCUUCAUUGGACUAGUGUCGCAUUGACCAGGGCUCGGCACUGUCUCUGGAUAUUGGGCAAUGAGCAAACGUUACUGAAUAGCCACUCGAUUUGGGAAGCGCUAGUUCUUGAUGCCAAGGAUCGUCAAUGCUUCUUUCAUGCGGACAGCGAUGCCAACAUGAGGAAGACGAUUUUAGAUGUCAAGAAAGAACUUGAUCAAAUGGAUGAUUUACUAAGCGGGGAUAGUGCUCUAUUCAAAGAACAAAAAUGGAAGGUUGCAUUCAGCGAUAAUUUUAGAAAAUCAUUUCAAAAGUUGGCGUCCUCGUACUUGAGAAAGUACGUGUUAACUCUCCUGGUUAAGCUUGCAAGUGGAUGGAGACCGAAGAGAAGGAACGUGGAGUUAGUGUGUGAAAGCUCGUCUCAGGUGGUAAAGCAGUUCAAGGUAGUUGAAGGGCGUUAUAUCGUUUGUACUGUUGAUAUACAGAGAGAGUUCUUAUAUACACAAGUUCUAAAGGUUUGGGAUAUAUUGCCUUUGGAGGAGGUUCCGGGUUUUUUAAGAAGACUCGAUGCAAUAUUUUUGAUGUAUACUAAUGAAUUCAUCGGUCUCUGUAAGAAGAAGUAUUUCGAGGGGGAUUUGGAAGUCCCAAGGACUUGGAGGAUUCUUCGUGUUGUUCAGUAUAAGAGGGAUACUGAGAGCAAAUUGAACCGUGAUUCUGGAUGUGUUGAAAAUUCGAGAGUGAGUGAGAGCUUGUUGUUGAUGAAGUUUUACUCCUUAUCAUCUGGUGUCGUCAACCAUUUGCUCUCUGAUCGCCACGGAGAAGAAGUUGAUAUCCCUUUCGAAGUUACCAAUGAAGAGAGGGAGAUAAUCCUUUUCGAUAAAAGCAGUUUCAUACUUGGCCGCUCGGGGACUGGGAAAACUACCGUGCUGACAAUGAAGUUAUUUCAAAAGGAGCAACAACACCAUAGUUCCAUUCAAGGGUUAAGCGUAGCAGAGGGAAAUGAGUUAAGUCAAUACGCAGAGGAAAUGAGAAUUAUGUCAUACAAGAAAAAUGAAGAGAGUCGGUAUAUCGGAGAGACUAGCAGGACUACCUUGCACCAGCUAUUUGUGACAGUUAGUCCUAAACUAUGUUACGCGGUCAAUAAACAAGUUUCUCAGCUGAAAAGAUUUGCUCUUGGUGGAAGUUUCUGGGCGGAAAGCAGCUUUGAAACCGAUGAUUUGGAUGGAAUGACGCAGUUUAGGGACAUACCGAAUUCUUUUACUGACGUUCCAUGCAAAAAGUACCCUCUUGUGAUCACAUUCCGCAAAUUCUUGAUGAUGCUUGAUGGUACUGUAGGAUCAUCGUACUUCGAUAGAUUUAAUGUGAAGUGGAAACUUUCGAAGGACAAAAGCUUGAGGUCGGUUGCCGUAGAAACAUUCAUAAGAGAUAAUGAAAUCAAUUAUGACCGUUUUUGUUGCUUGUAUUGGCCGCACUUCGCAAGUCAAUUGUCCAAGAAUCUUGAUCCUUCGAGGGCCUUUACCGAAAUAAUGUCUCACAUAAAAGGCGGGCUACAUGCUGGGGAUUUUCGUGAUGGGAAGCUUAGCCGUGAUGCUUAUGUUUCUAUGUCUGAAAAUCGUGUCUCCAAUUUAAACGCAGAAAAGAGGGUGCGCAUUUAUGAUAUUUUCCAAGCUUACGAAAAGAUGAAGAUGGAGCGCGGUCAAUUUGAUAUGUCUGAUUUAGUCAAUGAUCUUCAUCUUCGACUAAAAUGUCAUCGUUUGGAUGGUGACAAAAUGGACUUUGUAUAUAUCGAUGAAGUUCAAGACCUAUCGAUGAGACAACUUGCUCUUUUCAAAUACAUUUGCAGAAAUGUGGAUGAAGGGUUUGUUUUCUCUGGGGAUACCGCACAGACGAUAGCGAGGGGGAUUGAUUUUAGGUUUGAGGAUAUAAGAAGUUUAUUCUACACUGAGUUUGUCAUGAACUCAAAGGGUGACACCAGAAGAAACGAUAAAGGUCAUCUGUCACGUGUUUUUCAGUUGCUUCAGAACUUCCGUACACAUACCCGUGUACUCAAACUUGCUCAGAGUGUCAUCAAUCUACUUGGUCAUUAUUUCCCUCAAUCUGUUGACGUCUUGCAGGCGGAGACAAGCUUUAUAGAUGGUCCAGCUCCAGUGUUGCUCAAGCCCGGAAAUGGUGAAAAUUCUAUUUUAACUCUUUUCGGGAACAAGGGGAAUAACAGUGGCAAAAUAGUGGGCUUUGGUGCUGAACAAGUAAUAUUAGUACGCGAUGAAUCUGCAAAGCAAGAAGUCUUUCGUUAUGUUGGGCAGAAGGCUCUUAUUUUGACCAUAAUUGAAUGCAAAGGGCUCGAAUUUGAGGAUGUACUCCUGUACAAUUUUUUUAGCUCAUCGCCACUUGGAAAUCAGUGGAGAGUCAUUUAUGAGUUCAUGAAAGAACGAAGCCUAGCCGAUUUGUCCUUCCCAAGUUUCUCUGAUGCAAGACAUAAUAUCUUGUGUUCUGAACUGAAGCAACUUUACGUGGCUAUUACUCGAACUAGGCAGAGAAUGUGGAUCAGUGAAAGCGUAGAAGAGUUUUCUAGGCCUAUGUUUGAUUACUGGCAAAUAUUGUCUCUCGUGGAAGUAAAGGAUGUUGAUGAUUCACUCGCAGAUACUAUGCAAACUUUUAGCACUCCGGAGGAGUGGAAGUCAAGGGGAAUGAAGCUAUUUUGGGAGAAAAAUUAUGAGAUGGCACUGAUGUGUUUCAAACAAGCGGGAGAAGUGGAUUGGGAGAAAAGGGCAAAGGCAACUGGUAUCGUGGCAACUGCUGAACGAAUUCGUUAUUCAGAUCCCGAAAAGGCUCGCACUUAUCUUCUGGAGGCUGCUCAGAUCUUUUAUUCUAUUGGCAGAUUUAAGUCUGCAGCGGAGUGUUUUUACGACUUGAAAGACUAUAAACAAGCAGGAAAUAUUUUCUUGGACAAGUGUGGUGAACUGAUAAAGGCUGCUGACUGUUUUCUACUGGCCGGCCGUUAUAAGCGGGCAGCAGAAGUUUAUGCUAAAGGAAAUUAUUUCAAAGAGUGCCUAUCAGCCUGUACCAAAGGAAAAUGCUACGACUUAGGUUUGAAAUAUAUCGAAAACUGGAAGCAACAGUGUAAUGAUGUUGGGAAAAGUGCUGUCGAUAUUGAUGAAAUCGGGAUGGAGUACCUGGAGAGUUGUGCAGCUAAUUAUUUUGAGCUUAAGGACGGAGAAUCUAUGAUGAAAUUUGUCAAAGCUUUCCCAACGAUGGAAAUGAAGCGGAAGUUCUUAAUGUCUCGAAAAUGCCUUGAUGAGUUGCUUCUUUUAGAACAAGAAUAUGGUAACUUUGCUGAAGCAGCAGAAAUAGCACGGUUGAAUGGAAAUAUACUUUGUGAAGCUGAUCUUUUGGGGAAGGCUGGGGAUUUCGAUAAGGCGUGCUCACUCAUCCUUCUAUACGUGCUCUCUCACUCCUUAUGGAUGGUUGGAAGCAAAGGUUGGCCUUUGAAGUUGUUGAUGCAAACGGAGGAACUCUUAAAGAAGGCGAUGACAUUUGCGGAGCUUGGAUCAAAUUUUGAAACCGUGUGCAUUGAGAUAAGGAUAUUAUCGAAUGAGUCAGGCAACUGGUCCGACUUGAAGCAUAAUUUCAGUGCCUCUAAGAAAUGCGAAAGUUUUAUCGGCAAAUUUUUGAGCUGUAGAAAAAUCUUGGAUUUUCAUGUUGAAUAUCACGUAGCGAAGUAUGUCUGGGAUGAUAAGUUAUCGGGUAAUCUUGAUGUUUCAGAAGAGCUGAUGUCGUGUUGCCAGGUUAGUCUUGGGACACUGAUUCACUUUUGGAAUUCGUGGAAGAAGAAUGUCGUUGAUGUUCUUGAUUCUCUUGAGUGCCUCGGAGAUGUAGAUUUUGGUGAAUUCAAGGGAGUUGGUGAAUUCUGUCUCAAGUACUUUGGUGUAAGACAGCAGUUGAAUGGUCUCAAUGUUACGUAUUUUCUGUUGCAUCCAGCAGCCGAAUGGUUGAAAAGUAUUCAGAACUUUGUCAUUAGACGGAGCAAACAGAUGGUGUUUGUUGAUGCUCGGCAUUUUAUUUCUGCUGCUCGGACUCAUUGGCGUACUGAGUUACUCGUAGUUGGUCUGAAGGUUCUCGAAACUCUUGUAUCUCUGUAUGGGUUGGCUGCAAAGUCGAUGCCUUUAUUUUGGCAAAGCAUGUGCCUACUAAAUGUGUACGAGAUUGCAAAAUUCUUACGUGAGCCCAAACAUCACGUCUUGAGCAGUUUUGAGUUGAGAAUACAGAAUUUUCUGGCACUGUCGACAAAUUACUUUGAGAAGUUGUUCCCCCUCGAUCCCCGACAGUCGAUGGUGGGAAGUAUGAUUUCUCUAAGGAGAACAAAGCUUUCUUGUGACUUACUUCAAGAAUGUAUUGUUCAAGAUAUUGGCUCCGGUGAUAGUCUUAGCUAUGGACAGAUAGGAAGAACGGUGCUCAUAUGGCUUGCUUCUGGAAAACUUCCCGAGGAUCUGUACGAGAAAGUUGUUGGAAGAAUCCCAUCAGAUGUUCCUUGGAAAUCAUUCAUUGAAAUUCUCGGUUGCAUGAAACAGAGAGGAUGUCCGGAAGAUCUUCAGUCAGGCGAUUCUGUUGGAGGCGAAAUGUUGGAAUUUCAAGAAGUCCUGUCGAGCGACGGUAAUGUUGAAUGUUCUGAAGGAUCUUUAAAUAAUGCAGUGGAAUCUAUGGAGGUUACGUUAUUGCAGAAAUUUUGUGAAGCUUUGCAGGAUACCUUUAGCGCGAACUGGAAGAUAGAAGACGAGAAUCGGAUGAUAUCUGACUGUUUAUCCCCUAGUUGCUUCUUGUAUCUUCUUGAGCGCUUCCUGGUUAUGGUAUCUCAGUAUCGUGGAAUCUUCUUCGCGAUUAAAUCUUCAUUUGUGGAAUGGCUGAUCUCUGAGCAGUUUGAAGUCCGACCAACUUCUAAGCAUGCGAUUAACACACGGCUUUUAGAAGAAUUUUAUAAUUCCGUUCUUGUGCUGGUAAAAUGCUUCCUUUAUGAUGAAGCUGGUACAGUCGAGUGGAUUGCACGAUCGAAAAUCAGUGUUGAUCUGUACUAUAAGCAGAUGGUUUUGAGAUUGGUGCUUAUCCUGUGCUUAAUGUGUAUGAACUGUGAGAAAUACUAUGAUGUUCUUUUCAAAGUGCUCAGUAUCGAUGAUGUUAGGAACCAGCUUCCGAAGGAAAUUUAUGGCAUUCUUCAACGAGGAAUGGAGGAUAAAAUCGUUCAGAUUAAGGAUUUUGGAGAAGCUUUUCAAAAGAGCGGCGAUCCUCUUUUGGUUGUCAACCUUGAUGAGAGUGUUACAGGAGUUGAGUAUUCCAAUGUCGUCUCUGUGCAGCUGGGAACAAACUGCAGCAGAGAAGACAUCCUGAGUUUGUUGCUUCCCGCUGGAACGGGCAAUGAAGUCACAUCUGAUCAAUCGGAGACUUCAGCAAUGCCACUUUCGUCUGUUAAUCAUAUGUCAGAUCAACGAAUGAAUUGGGCCGUGUUUCAGGAAAUAUCAGAUGUCUUGAAGACAUGUGGCGUUGAUGACUCUGCAACUUCUGCAAGCGUCUCGACAGUUAAUCUGAAGAAGGAAGUGAAUGCCAAUGUGAACUACUUAACCGCUGCGAUUAGUCUGUCCUCGGAGAAGAAGUUUUAUGUUGCCGAGGACAUGAUGGAGGAAACGCGUAAUAUGCUUCAGGAGUUGAUACAACUCCAUUCAUUGAUGAAUACGAGCAUUCUGGAAAAGGCUAGCAUUGAACAGCUGCUAAAGAGUUUGCUGUCAAAAAAGCCGAAACUAGAAGCUUUCUUGAAUCAGCUCGUUGUGCCCACGGGUACAACUGUCGUGUUGGAGAACCAAUGCGCGGAGAUACUUGAUGUAGCGUAUGAUGAAGUUGCUACGACGAAUCUUCUUCCGUCUGCCAGCACUUCCGGGACCUCAGGCGGUAACCAGACUGAAAAGAAGAAGGGGAAAGGGAAGAGGAAGGGGAGGUUGAAGAAACAAGGAGGAAAUAGGAAGAAGUAAAAAUGCCAAAGCAUAUGUUAAUAGUGUGCUAUGUUGCUCGGACACUUCAAAAAUGUCAUUGGUUGUGUGUCGGAUCCUUCAGACGUAGUGCAUUUUUUAAGGAUCCGACACGGGUGCGGCCACAUUUAUGGAGAUUCUGAGCAUCUUAGUGUGUAUGAUAAUGUGGAAGAAGUAAAAAUGCCAAACCAUAUUACUUUUUGUGCAUUUUUGUGUUGCGUUAUAUUUUUAGUUUAAAUAUAAUAUCUGUUUUGAUUCUUA